AGGAGGCCUCGUCUGCGUGUGUGACGGAAAAGCGACAGCCCCAGCCCCUGCCCCCGGGGCCAGAUGUGACGCAGACGUAGACUGCCACUGGCUGUGGGAGCUCCCCAGAAGCCGAGCGGGAGGCCUCACCAUGCCUACUGGUACAGGCAGGCUUCAGCGGCUGCAGGAGGGUCCCUCUGAGGAGCGGCUGCGAGCAGGCGAGGCUAGCGGUGUGCCGGGAAACGGCAAGGAGGGCGGGGAGUGCUGGCCGCGCCGUCGAGGUCUCCCCACUUGCUGGCGGGGAGCGUCAAAGAGCCCUGCAGCCGGAUUCGGCCACGGCACCACCUCGCCUGGCCGGCUCUCGUCUCAUGGCCACCCGGACGCCCCAGGGACGCUCGCAAGCAGGGCGGGGGCGCAGCGCAACGGCCCUCCCAUCUGGCGCCCGGGGGCGCUGCUGAGCAGGCAGCCGGGCGGGCGGCGGCGAACGAGUCCGCCCCCGAAGCACCUGCCUGGCCGGAGGGAGGGGCCUGCCGCGUUCUGCUCUCCCCGCCCGGCACGGAGCCCCGCGCUCGCCUCGCUCUGCCGGCCCGAGGGCUGCCUCUCUUGCGGCGGGCAGGGAAGCGGAAGCAGGCGGGCGAGCGCUGCUGCCGGGCGGCCGACGGAGGGACCGCAGAACUGCGCUUGUCCAGGCGCCGUGGAGGACUCUGGCGCAGUCCCGCAGGCGCGGGCUGUGAACUGGCGCCGCCGGCCCCUUGCUCGGAGCCAGGGGUCCCGGCUCUGCCGCUGAAAAGCGCCGCCGGAGCCCCGAGGGAGCCUCUCCGGUGUUUGCCGCCGCCGCCGGGGACACCAGCGCAGGAGAGGCCGGCGGCUCGCUCGCGCCGCCCAAGUUUGCCCGAUGCUGCAGAGAGUGACGAGGAAGCAGUGCCGAAAUUUGCCUCGCCUGUAGGCCUCCAUCAAGAAUCAGUUUCUAGCUACUGAUUGGCUGUUGAACCAUCCAGAAGCCUUGACAGUGCCCAGGAUUAGCACAUGCCACUGUCAGCUGUCUCAGAUGCCUCAGGGGUUCUGCCUAAUGAUUGUGUUAGAAACAAACAUCCUUAUGGAUAGAAAAUUGCUGUCACUGUGGGGAAAGGCCCACUGAAAUUGCCCUCCAUGGUUUCUGCUCUCUUCAAGAGCCUGAUCUUUUCCUACUUAUACAAGAUUUACAAAGGAAUGUUUACAAAGAAAUUGGGAAAUAGUACAAAGAAGAAAGAAAAUUGUCAAAGCAAAAAGGAACAAGACAUUUCCCAGGUUGGACAGAUAAAGACUCCCAAAUUAUCUAAUACUUUGAAAAGCACAGUCAAAAAGAUUGCCAAGUGUCCCUCCACCCAUAACUUGUCAACUGAAGAGGAGGAAAGCAACAGAGAGUUUUCCCUGUCUCCGACUUUCAGUUACCGGGUUGCAAUCGCAAAUGGACUGCAAAAGAGUGUCUUCUUAACAAACAACAAUGAGGAUCCAUUUCAGGAUCUAUCUUCCAAUGAGAGCUCAUAUUCAGAGUCCUUAAGUGAAGUCAAGGGCCCGAACAAGAGCAAAGAGUUCUCCUCACACACGAUGCCUGUGAGACGCAACAGGAAGAGCUUGAGUAGCCCCGCCCCCUCUGACGGCAGCUCUGAUGGCGAGCGCACUUUGCACAGCUUGAAGCUCGGUGCUUUGCGGAAGCUGCGGAAAUGGAAGAAGAGCCAGGAAUGUGUCUCCUCGGACUCCGAGCUCAGCACGUGGAAGAAGACUUGGGGCCUCAGGAGCAAGUCUUUGGACAGGACGGCUCGCCCCCCCAAAUCCAGCACCCUGGAACCCACCUUCAGUUCAACAGGUUGCAUCAGCCAAACCCACGACGUUAUGGAAAUGAUCUUUAAGGAACUUCAGGGAAUCAGCCAGAUUGAAACUGAACUCUCUGAACUGCGGGGACAUGUCAACGCCCUGAAACAGUCUAUUGAUGAAAUCUCCAGUAGUGUGGAAGUCGUGCAGAGUGAGAUUGAACAGCUGCGGACAGGCUUCGUGCAGUCAAGAAGGGAGACUCGUCACAUACAUGACUACAUUAAACAAAUUGGGCACUCGGGAAGCCAAACCAGCCUUAGAUUUUUAAAUGUCCCUGAGGAGAAGUUUGAAAAUGUUGAACAUGUGGUGUACAGAACUUUAAUAGAGAAAAUGGGGUUUUCAGAGACUCCAAAUUCUAUCAAAAUAGAAUUUGCUCACCGGGUGGGACAGCAUAGAGAGUGCCCCAACGCCAAACCCAGGCCAAUCCUUGUUUACUUUGAAAGUCCACAGCAAAGAGAUUUGGUUUUGAAAAAGUCUUACAAGCUCAAAGGAACUGGCAUUGGGAUUUCAACUGAUAUUAUCCCUCAUGACACAAAAGAGAGAAAAGACAGAAGUCUGCCUUCAUCACAGACGUAUGAGAGCAUGGACAUGAAACUGCUGGCUGUUGAGCUCAAAGGUAAAAAACAUGAUUUUGAGUCACCAGAGAGCAGUGACAAAGAACUGGGAUCAGAUAUAAAUCAGAACAGUUAUGCGAAGAUAUCCAAAUCGGCGCCACAAAUGAAAAGAAGUAUUGCAAAGGCAAGAGAGCACUCUUCAGAUACCAGAGUCCUUAAAGGAGCUGCAGAUGGCAACAGUUUUCCAAAUAAAAUCAGUUAUAAUGAGGAGUCACCAGGAGCAGAGAGCCUGCAGGCAGAAUCCAAAGCCAGCUGUUACUCUGACAUGACUCCUCUCUGGCAGUCGCAAAAUGACUUUGCAACACUCAAACUCAGCCGUUCAGAAUCUGACUUUUCUAAACUGUGCCAGUCAUACUCUGAGGAUUUUUCAGAGAAUCAGUACCUCAGCAGAACCAAUGGCAGCUCACUCUUGUCUUCCUCUGAUCGAGAACUCUGGCAGAGAACACAUGAUGACCCAUCCAGCUGGUGCAGUGGCUCACAUGAGCAAACAUUUAAUCAAGAUGGUCACCUUUAUAAAGUUGAGAACACAGAAACAGUUGACAGUGGGGUGAGCAGUGGGUUGAUGUGUGUGUCUGGUGACAGGAGUCACUAUGGCAACUCUCACGUCUCCUUGGAAGAUGACCUUUCACUAUGGAAAGACUGGAAUCAGCUAGAACGAAACACAGGCUUGGGGUUAGAUUCAUCUACACAAGAAGUUUUGGCUUAUGACUUGAGCAGCUCUUCUGCCCAACAGGUAGACUAUGGCCAGAUCUCUGAGGUCCAGUAUGACACAGAAAGUUAUGAUUUCACCCUGGGUGGCAAUUCUUCCUCUGGUCCAGGACUCAGUAGUGAAACAGAGAGCCAGUGGAAUGGUCAGUACGAUGAUUAUCAGGAGACUAAUGUCAACACCCUAUAUCAGAACCAGAACAGGAAGACCGUGAUGUACCGAAGCCAAAGUGAGCUGCCAAGUGAUGACUCUGAGGAAGUACCUCCUAAAUCUUGGCACAGCAGACUGAGCAUCGACCUUUCAGACAAGACAUUCAGCUUUCCUAAAUUUGGAAAUACUCUUCAGCGGGCAAAGUCAGCCUUAGAAGUGGUGUGGAAUAAAAGCACACAGAGUUUAAGUGGGUACGAGGACAGUGGGUCAUCUUUCAUGGGGAGAUUUCGGACUUUGUCCCAGUCAACUGCUAAUGAAUCAAGCACAACUCUGGAUUCUGAUGUUUACACAGAGCCUUAUUAUUACAAAGCUGAGGAUGAGGAAGAGUACAGUGAACCCGCUGAAGAGGAUGGAACAGAUUAUGUGGAAGUCAUGGAGCAAGUUCUUGCAAAACUGGAAAACCGAACUAGUGCCAAUGAAUCGGAAGAGCAGCUCCAGGAAUAUGAGCAAACUCCUUAUGAAAGCCCUUGUGCAAUUUCACAGGAAGACACUCCUGAUGGAUAUUUCACUAAUAAUGUGGUUGGUGGCAGUGGAAUGCAGUUUGUGGGGGAUAGAGUUGUUGAAACAAAAGCAGAAGUGCAUGAAGAUGAAAAUCAAAAUAUCCCAGAAGUCCCUGUUCAGACUCCAGUGGGGAAAAAAGUACGGCCAUCUUUUAAAGAAGCGGCUUUUAGGGCUUACAAGAAACAGAUGAGCGAGUUGGAGGAGAAGAUCCUCGCUAGAGAUAGCAGUUCUGUGGAUGAAAAGGCUCGCAUAGUCAGCGGAGGGUCUUUGGAGGCUUCCAAGCUUGCAAUCCAAGCCUUUGCUGGCCCGAGCAGCGCACUGUAUGGAAUUGACAGCAUGCCAGACCUGCGCCGGAAGAAGUCAUUCCCCAUCGUCCGAGAUGUGACCCUUGCAGCCCGGAAGUCUGGGAUCUCGUUGGCCAUGGUCAUCCGGAAGUCACUCAACAACGAGGAGAUGAAAAUGCAUGUCUUCAAAAAGACUCUGCAGGCCCUCAUCUACCCCAUGUCUUCCACCACCCCACACUAUUUUGAUGUGUGGACGGCCACCGCCCCCACCUACUGCUACGAAUGCGAAGGUCUCCUCUGGGGCAUCGCCAGGCAGGGAAUGAGAUGCACGGAAUGUGGCGUCAAAUGCCACGAGAAGUGCCAGGACCUUCUCAAUGCGGAUUGUUUGCAGAGGGCGGCAGAAAAGAGCUCAAAGCACGGGGCGGAGGAUAAGGCCCAUAAUAUUAUCAUGGCAAUGAAGGAACGCAUGAAGAUCCGAGAGCAAAACAGGCCAGAGGUCUUUGAGCUGAUCCAGGCAAUGUUUCAGAUCCCCAAGGAGGACUUCGUUCAGCACACAAAGGCAGCCAAACAGAGUGUCCUGGAUGGGACCUCCAAGUGGUCAGCAAAAAUCACCAUCACAGUGCUCUGUGCCCAGGGCUUGCAAGCAAAGGACAAAACUGGCUCCAGCGACCCCUACGUCACUGUGCAAGUUGGCAAAACCAAAAGGAGGACAAAAACUAUCUUCGGAAACCUGAAUCCAACGUGGGAUGAGAAAUUUUAUUUUGAAUGCCACAACUCAACAGACAGAAUAAAAGUCAGAGUCUGGGAUGAAGAUGAUGACAUCAAAUCCCGAGUGAAGCAGCAUUUCAAAAAAGAAUCGGAUGACUUCUUGGGGCAAACCAUCAUUGAAGUGAGAACCUUGAGUGGGGAAAUGGACGUCUGGUACAACCUUGACAAGCGAACCGAUAAGUCUGCUGUGUCCGGGGCCAUUCGGCUGAAGCUCAACGUGGAAAUAAAAGGGGAGGAGAAGGUUGCACCAUACCACCUGCAGUACACCUGUUUACACGAGAACCUCUUCCAUUACUUGACUGAGGUGAAGUCGAGCGGGACUGUGCAGAUCCCAGCAGUCAAAGGAGAUGACGCCUGGAAGGUCUACUUUGAUGAUGCUGCCCAAGAGAUUGUUGAUGAAUUCGCAAUGCGUUAUGGAGUCGAAUACAUCUACCAAGCGAUGACGCAUUUCUCCUGCUUGUCUUCCAAGUAUAUGUGCUCUGGUGUCCCAGCAGUCAUGAGCACUUUGCUGGCCAACAUCAAUGCCUUCUAUGCUCACACCACGGCCACAACCAAUGUAUCCGCCUCUGAUCGAUUUGCUGCCACCAACUUUGGGAGAGAAAAGUUCAUAAAACUGUUGGAUCAGCUGCACAAUUCACUGAGGAUUGACCUCUCUAAAUACAGGGACAAUUUCCCUGCCAGCAGCCCCGAGAGGCUUCAAGACCUGAAAUCAACCGUGGAUCUGCUAACCAGCAUUACAUUUUUCCGCAUGAAGGUCCUGGAACUGCAGAGUCCACCCCGAGCCAGUGCGGUCGUGAAGGACUGUGUCCGAGCCUGCUUGGAUUCCACGUACAAGUACAUUUUUGACAACUGCUAUGAGCUUUACUCUCAGCUAAUGGACCAGGGUAAAAAGCAAGAUAUUCCUCGGGAGGAACAGGGUCCGACUACUAAGAAUCUGGAUUUUUGGACACAGCUCAUUACCCUCAUGGUUACAAUCAUUGACGAAGACAAGAUGGCCUACACUCCUGCCUUGAACCAGUUCCCUCAAGAGCUGAACAUGGGCAAGGUCAGCGCUGAGAUCAUGUGGACCCUCUUUGCGCAGGACAUGAAGUACGCCUUGGAAGAGCAUGAAAAGCAGCGGUUAUGCAAGAGCACAGAUUAUAUGAAUUUGCACUUCAAAGUGAAAUGGUUUUAUAAUGAAUAUGUGCGUGAACUCCCGUCGUCCACAGAUGCCGUCCCUGAAUACUCUCUGUGGUUUGAGCCGUUUGUCAUGCAAUGGCUGGAUGAAAAUGAGGACGUCUCCAUGGAGUUUCUUCACGCCGCUCUGGGAAGGGACAGGAAAGAUGGGUUCCAACAAACGUCGGAACAUGCCCGUUUCUCUUGCUCGGUGGUGGACGUCUUCACGCAGCUCAACCAGAGUUUUGAGAUCAUAAAGAAGCUGGAGUGCCCUAAUCCAGAAGCUCUCUCUCACCUAAUGAGAAGAUUUGCAAAGACAAUCCAUAAAGUCCUUCUUCAGUAUGCUGCAACUAUAGCAAAUGAUUUCAGCUCUUACUGUGAUAAAGAAAAUGUGCCCUGUGUCUUGAUGAACAACAUCCAUCAGCUGCGAGUCCAACUCGAGAAGAUGUUUGAAGCCAUGGGGGGGAAAGAGCUGGAUCCAGAGGCCAGCGAGGCCCUGAAAGGGCUCCAGACCAAGCUCAGCAACGUCCUGGAUGAGCUCAGUGUGACAUACGCCGCCAGCUUCCAAGUUGUCAUUGAGGAGUCUGUGCAGCAGAUGAGCUUGGAGUUGAAUCAAUUGAGAGGAAAUGGAGCCAACAAGAACAGCAACGCUGUGGAUGCCGAGAUUGUGUUGCGGCCAGUGAUGGACGUCCUUGACAAAAUUUUAAGUCUAUCAGCAAAAAUCUGUGAGAAGACCGUUCUGAAGCGGGUUUUGAAAGAGCUCUGGAAACUGGUCCUGAACAGGAUAGAAAAGCAGAUUGUGCUCCCACCACUGACUGAACAAACCGCCCCCCCGAUGAUCCUCAGUGCAGCCAAAGAUUUUGGCCAGUUGUCCAAGCUGAAGGACCACGUCAUCCGAGAAGAAACGAAAAGCCUGACACUGAGGCAGUGUGCAAUAAUGGAUGUGGUGCUGGCAACAAUUAAGCAAUACUUCCAUGCUGGAGGAAGUGGGCUGAAAAAGAAUUUCCUUGAGAAGAGUCUUGACCUGCAGUCUCUCAAAUACGCACUAAACCUUUACACCCAAACAACAGACGUCCUGAUCAAGAAAUUCAUUGACACCCAGACAUCACAAAGUCAGGCAACCAACAAUGCCAUGGGGGAAAUCCAUCUUCACGUGGACCUUGCAACACACCCUGGAACUGGAGAGCAUAAAGUCACCGUCAAAGUUGUAGCCAUUAAUAACCUCAACUGGCAAACCAGCGCCAUGUUCCGGCCUUUUGUGGAGGUUUGCAUCCUGGGGCCCAGCCUCAGCAACAAGAAGAGGAAGCAUGGAACAAAGACCAAGAGCAACACCUGGUCACCCAAAUACAACGAAACAUUCCAGUUCCUCCUGAGCAGCAACGAAAGGCCCGGAGCCUACGAGCUUCACUUGUCUGUGAAGGACUACUGCUUUGCAAGGGAGGACCGGGUCAUUGGCAUGGCCGUCAUACAGCUACGGAGCCUUGCAGAGAAGGGAAGUUGCAGCGCAUGGCACCCUCUCCUGAGAAACAUCUGCAUGGAUGAGACAGGGCUGACAAUCCUGCGGAUCCUUUCCCAGAGGACAAAUGACGAAGUUGCAAAAGAAUUUGUCCGACUCAAGUCAGAAAUACGCUCCAUUGAAGAAACUGCCUAAAAGCUCGCCGCGAGUAAAUGCAAAGUAUCAGCGCCAAGUUCCUUGACCCAGUGUUACCAUCAUCUGAAUCAUGCAUGUGUGUGCAACUCUGUGGGAAUGUGUAACUAACUCUGUUUCCGUGUUUGCCAGAACAUAAAGUACUAUGUUUGCUGGGUUAUGUCCCAGAGCUGUCAACCUUUUUUACAUGUUUGGGUCUUUGAAAAAAUAAGUAAUGGUUUCAAUGAAGUGCCAAAACUGCAAUGGAGAGUAAAUGAUUAGCGGCAUCAUUUGAAACACUGAUUUGUCUCAUUCCAGUCUCUUCGCCAUAAACAUUUCCCCAUAACAUGUUAGACUUUUGAGUUGAGUCAUCAUUAGCUGUCUCUGUUAAAUUGCCAUGUAGCAAUUUCCAACACCAUCUUAACUGAGUUCCCCACCCCCAACCCAGAUGUUUGGGUUAAUUGCCAGUUUCCAUUUUAUGCAAACUCUGUUUUAAGUAUCACUUCCCAAGAUACUUUUUCUAUCAUAACUUACAGAUGCAAUUACUGCAAGAAAGGGUUUGUAAUUUUAUAAUUGCUGAUAUAAAGAAAUGAUUUUUGCAUACAAACUUUAAAAAAGUGGAAAUGUUUUAUGCUGACCUUUUUCCCCCAACCUUUCAUAUUUAUCACUGUGAAGAAAUGCUGUCAAAGCAUGUUCUCAGAAGCUUAACUAUGUUUGUUACUGAUGUUUGAUAUCUUGAGAUAAUUGUUCUCUCAAACUGCCACGGUAAUAUCAUAUUUGUACUGCAAGGGUAAUUCUAUCACUGCAGUUUGGUGAUGUGGCACAGACAGAGCCCUUCUGGGACACCUGCAAACACACGUCCCCCCCAGCUGCAAAGGUUUUCCUGCUCACUGCAGUGGAUUGCAGGGUUCCGUGGGUGUGCCCAUGUGCCUCCCCUCCUCACUCCUCCUCCACUAAAAGGGGCAUCAUGUCUGCUGUAGGGAGAGGAGGAGGAGGAGGCAUGGUGGGGGGACUCAUGCGAGGGGAUGUGCUGGCAAAAGAUGCAGGCCGCCGUUGGCUCAGGGUGCCUGGAAUGCGCUCUGAGUAUGUGCUCUGUUGGCUUUCCAAUUGGCUUUCCAAUGGCUUGUGCACAAGCCAUUCCCUGUGGGUUGAGUUGUAUGCGGUGUGUGUGAGCUUUACAGAGUAUUGUUGUACAAAAUGCUACCGGACUAUACAGGGUUAAUGAGACAGAAGAUGCUGGUUGGUGGUUUCCAUCAAGAGAUCCUUCAUGAAAAGCAAUUUUGCUGUUAACAUUUUUCACUCUGACCAUUACAGACAUUGUUUUAUAUACUUAGCUGAAAUCACAGUUAAGUGGCUUUAUUUCUUAUUUUUAUUUUCAUAAAAGUGCAGAGGUUUCUACUUAUGCAACAUACGUCCUGCACUGAAGCAAAAAUC
Molecule: messenger RNA, 9129 nt
Organism: Rhineura floridana
Lineage: Eukaryota; Metazoa; Chordata; Lepidosauria; Squamata; Rhineuridae
Gene: UNC13C
Product: unc-13 homolog C
Exons: 32
Coding region: 1129-7719 (2196 amino acids)
Biological process (GO): synaptic vesicle priming; synaptic transmission, glutamatergic; synaptic vesicle maturation
Cellular component (GO): synaptic vesicle membrane; plasma membrane; neuromuscular junction
Molecular function (GO): phospholipid binding; syntaxin-1 binding; calmodulin binding
Source: RefSeq, a predicted model, not a curated record